Molecule: messenger RNA, 3008 nt
Organism: Melitaea cinxia (Glanville fritillary)
Lineage: Eukaryota; Metazoa; Arthropoda; Insecta; Lepidoptera; Nymphalidae
Product: fanconi-associated nuclease 1 homolog
Exons: 11
Coding region: 414-2885 (823 amino acids)
Biological process (GO): interstrand cross-link repair
Cellular component (GO): nucleus
Molecular function (GO): 5'-flap endonuclease activity; flap-structured DNA binding; 5'-3' exonuclease activity
Source: RefSeq, a predicted model, not a curated record
UUUUAACCUCCACUAGCAGUAGUCACACUGCUGAAAAGCGCGGCAUGAAGUUUGUGAUAAGAAUAUUAUUAUCAUCAUAGGAGUAAUAGUGUUCUGUGAUUAUCAUAUACGCCACAAACGGAGUCCAGACUCCAGUUAGCUUCGAUAAGAAAAAAAACCAGAGAAAGAUACAAUUUUUAAUUGAAAAAUAAGUUUUAUUUAUCCAAUUGUUACCGCUUAUGACGCAUAUCAAACUGAAUACGAAAGUGGAUAAAGGACAAGUGUUAUUAUUAUAUAUUUCUUUACUUUAAAGAAAUUUGUGUUAAAUAAUUAAAAGCAUAUAUAGCAGUUAUAUUGUAAAUAAGAACUAUAAUAUGAAUAAUCAAACAACAUUAAACAAGUAUUUUAGGGUAAAAUCUAAUCUGUUAACAGAAAUGAAUAAUGGUCGUAAAAUAUCCUUUAAUUUAAGUUUGAAAAAGACUCCAAACAAGUCGCCGAAAUUGAAAAAUGAAAAUAGAAAUGUUCCAGACGUUAUAGACUUGGUUAGUGACGAUGAAGACGCAAUAAGCUCAACACCAAAAGAACUAAAUCAAAGCGGUACAAGUUCGUCUCAAUCAACACUACCUUAUACACCUGAGACGAUACAUACUUUCCCCAGUGGUUCUUUCAGUCAAAAGAGUUCACAAACUCCUUCUUCUAGUAGCACAAAAUUUAGUAAUUCGCCAAAUUCAGAAACACCGACGAGAAAGCGUAAAUUUUAUUCACCUAUUAAGAAGCGAAGUCAGUCAGUUACAACUCCUACCAAAGUUAAAAGAAAUCUUUCUCAGGCCCUAUCAGCAAGUGGCAGCCAAACUAUUUUUAAUAAUCACGAUUUUCUUGAAGCUACUCAAGAUGUAGAUGAUAAGACUAUUUUCUUAUUAAAAAUAAUUCAUCAGUUUUUAUGUGAUGAAAAUUUGAAACCCCUCCUGAGCCAAAGUAGCUGUGAUCUUUUGUCUAGUGCAAUGCAAGUUAAAAAGCCAGGCAUGAGACUGGUAUGUAGAUUGUAUUGGCAACAGGAUGGCUGGCGUCGAUGGGAAAAAGUAAAACAGAUCAUGACUGCCAAAUCAUUUGAAGGCAAAUUUGAUGAUCCCACUUUGCAAAUAGCACUUACAUCUCUCAUUGAAAGUGGAUUUAUCACUUUAGGAAACACAAAUAAUGCUCAAGAUAUUGAUUUUGAUGAAUUAGUGAAAUUGCUGAAACUAGAGGAGUUAAAAAGUAUAUGCAAGGAUCUCAAAAUUAAAGUAACAAAUAAAAGUGAAAUUACAGAGAGUUUAAGGAAAUUUUGCCUUCAGAAAAGAAAUAUGACUAACUUUUUGACUGGAAAUGGAAAAAAAACCACAAAUCAAGAUCGAGCUUUGACAUUAAUGCGCACUAAGCUAGGCUUAUGUUACAAACUGUCAGACGAAGCUCAAAAAACUCUUACAGAGCUAUAUACACUAAUGUAUCUUGGGCUGGAUGACAGUAUUAUUAGAGAAAAAAGGUUGGAAUUGAUGCUUCUUAAUGAAAAAUCAAAUAAAGAAACUUUUCCCAUUGACAAAGAAAUGGAAAUUGAUAAUGCCAGUGUGGUGUUUAAAAAUAGGGAACAAUUUGUAAGCUAUAUGGAUGCUCGUUCAUUAUAUGAACAUUUUGAAGCAGCUACUGAAGUCCAGAAACGUGAAUUGAUCGCAACAGUUUACAACCUAUAUAACGGAAUUAGUAAAGAAGCAAUGACAAAUUAUAUUUCUCUACCUGAGUGGUUGUAUCGGUUCACACCUCCUUAUAUAUAUGUGAAAAUUCUUGACGCUGGAAUUUCGGAAUUGAAGAAAGGAAAAGUAGAAAAUGAUUUGAAUUUAGCUGUUGACAUUUUAACAACACUUAUAAAACAAAAUGCAUUUAGACAAAAAAAGAAGGGAGAAUGGUAUUCGGAAAAAGCAUUGAUUCUAGACAAGUCACUGAAUCAUGCUAAUCAGGCGGCUGAAAUACUAUUAGAAGGUUUUAAUUCAAACAUUUCUGAAGAACUAAAAGAUUUCAUGCGUCCUCGUGCUGAAUUGUUAGCAAGGAGACAAAAAAAUCCCAUAGACACUCAGUUAAAGGAACAGUUACUUGAACAAGUGAAAAAAAGUGAAAUUCUUGAAAAAAAUAUUCCUGCCGACCACUUUUACAAACAGCCAAUGGAUAACACAGGAAGAGGCAAGAUUAAGUUUGAGACGCGCAAUGCCGACGGCAGAGUGAUCCAGGAUGCGGAAGAGUAUUGUAUAUCACAUUACAUAAACCAGGGCACAUAUACAUUUGGUGGACAUUGGGAAGGCAGGAUAGUAAAAACAAUAUUCUUCUUAUUGUUCUGGGAUAUAAUAUACAAGCCACUACGUGGUGUUCGUGGUAUAUUCUUGUCCUAUUACCAAUCUUAUCCCUUGGACAUGUUCUGCGAAAGUUUCUAUACUAACAGAAAGUCAUUAAUAGAGGAGAGACUUAGGGAAAUAGAGGAAUCACCAAUAGAAGAAACAUUGUCUAAAAUGGAAGCCGUUUGGAAAAGUAGACCAGAAACGGAGGUGUCGGGCGUGCAGCGCGCGCUGCCCGCGGCGGCGCUGCGGGGCGCGGCCGGGCAGCUGGCGCCGCGCGCGCUGGCCGCGCUGUGCCGCCGCCUGGCGCGCCGGCCCGCCGCCGCCGGCUUCCCCGACCUCACGCUGUGGGGCGCCGCGCCGCGCCAGAUAGCGUUCGUUGAAGUGAAGACUGAUUCGGACAAGCCGUCCGUGGAACAAAUCCAAUGGAUUCACUACAUGCGGCAGCACGGUAUCAACGCACGCUUUUGCUAUGUGGGGGUCAAUACCGCUCGGUCACGUUCUAGAAAUACUGAGGAUUUUGAUCUAGACGACUGGAAUUAUUCAUAAGACUACCAUACAAUCACGAUUCGGCCGGUAACAUCUUAUUACUAGGCACAGGCCUCUGUCCCCGUGUAGAAGAAUAAGACUACUACAGUAUAUAAUUUAUUUAAAUAAAAAUAAAUAUAUGUA